AUGGAGGAGAGGGAAAGAGACCGAGCAGGGAAAACACCGGGAAGAGGCUCCCGUUCCGCCGCAGCAGCAGCGGCAGCAGCACCGGGGCAUGGACCGGAGGAGGGCCGGAGAACCGGGGACCAUGACGCCGAUAAAGUCGACGUGUGCUCGGAGAGCUUCGACCCGCUGCUCGCUCUCUACUCCCCCACCGUGUCGCUUCCUUUCCCCAACGUCAAGUGUUUCAACAACGUGGCGGCGUACGAGAGCUUCCUGAAGGGCGGCCGGGGCCGGGCCAAGCCGGAGAACGUGGAGAAGAAGCGGCUGAAGGCGCUGAAGGGGGUGGCCGACCCGGAGCGCAUCGACCGGCUGAAGAAGCUGAUGGUGAACCACCCGGUGCCGGAGGGGGGGGAGGAGGGGGAGGGCAGCGGCGGAGGAGGCAGCGCCCCGCGGAGCCGGAAGAGGAACAAGCCGCAGAAGAACGUCCUGACCAGGAUGCCCCUGUGGAAAGGCGGUCCUCUGGGUGAGCUGUACCGCUGCGUUGAGGAGAAGGUGAGGGUCAAAGUUCACAUCAGGACCUUUAAGGGACUGAGGGGCGUGUGCUCGGGCUUCAUCGUGGCCUUUGACAAGUUCUGGAACAUGGCAAUGGUAGACGUGGAUGAGACUUACAGGGAUCCUCUGCUGGGAGAAGCAUUCCACCAUGAGAAAGCCCUCACCAUUACACGGCUCUUUGAGAAGCUGAAACUUCAGGAAAGCUCAGGAGGUGACGAUCCAGCAGAGAAACACAAAACCCAGAGACCAGCUGGCGAGCAUCAGCCGGUGAAUCCUAAAGCUUCUCACCCCAGCGGCAGGACAGAGUCCAACGUUCAACCCACACCGGAUAAAGACAAAGCCUCACUAAAGGCCCCGGGCCCCGGAGCCUGUCAGAAGACCGGCUCCCAGAAGUACGGCAAAGUCCACACACGCCACAUCAACCAGCUCUUCAUCCGGGGGGAGAGCGUUGUCCUGGUGAACCCACAGCCACUCUGACUUUUCUCUUCUGGACUAGACAUUCGAUCAACAGUGUUUGAAUUUAAGGCCCCGUACACACCUGGUAUUAAAAUCCAUCCUCAGAGAGCCUAUCAAAAGUGGCCAGCACUAAAUACGUGUUCAUACUUGGUAUUUAAAUAUGUGUCUCCUGUCACUUCCCUGUUCUACAUGCAAAUGAGAACGUACGUCAUUUAUGUUAGAUAAGUUUACAGAUGUGUCUGAUGUCACUGUGUGUGUGUGUCGGCACAAGCGAUCGAAAGAAUGGUAGAGAGACAAGUUUGUUUUAUUGAAGAAAGUGAAACUGUAGAUGAGGUCAGAGGACAUCAGCUGAGUAAGCUUUCCGGGACUGAUUUGCGUUCACACUGUGACAAGAAUGUGGUCACGUGUGGCCCAGACCACCUCCCAAUGUGGUCUGGUGUGAUCGGAUCACAAAGACCACAUUUACCUGGUGUGUACAGGGCCUGAGUUUCACUUCACACUUUGAUGAUAAAGUGCCGGAGAUGUGUCUAUGAUUUAAUUAGAUUCAGAAGAAUCCAUAUUACUGUUAUAUCAUAUUGAUAUGGAGGUUUUUCUCUGCCCACUGGAGAAAACAUCUUGAUUUCGAGAAAUAAAAGCUUCUCACUUAUAA
Molecule: messenger RNA, 1633 nt
Organism: Limanda limanda (common dab)
Lineage: Eukaryota; Metazoa; Chordata; Actinopteri; Pleuronectiformes; Pleuronectidae
Gene: lsm11
Product: LSM11, U7 small nuclear RNA associated
Exons: 4
Coding region: 1-1005 (334 amino acids)
Biological process (GO): mRNA 3'-end processing by stem-loop binding and cleavage
Cellular component (GO): U7 snRNP
Molecular function (GO): U7 snRNA binding
Source: RefSeq, a predicted model, not a curated record